GCUGCUCGUUCCAAGACAGAUACAUAGGCAACGCUGACAUGAACCAUUGUUUGGUGUCUUCUCCAUUAGUGGCAGUCUUGUCAUUCUAAGUGCAAUCAUUUUUAGACUUACUUCAAAUGGACCAGUGCAGCUUAUGACUAGUAUAGGCAGCCGCUUCGCAAUCAGAGCAUUUUGUAUUAAUUUCUUUAUUGAUUCUUAAUUGUAAUAGUCUCAUAAAUUAUAUUUGUAGCCACUGAAGGAUUAGCGAGCAAAGGAUUUCGUUUGAUUCAUUCAUAGCCAGGGAUAAAAAAAUAAAUUCCAGCAAGGGGAAAAUAAAUGAAGCUCGAUGUUCGCCUGGUCUUCACAUGAAACAGCUUGUCGACAUGUUUUGUUGUCUUCUCUUGAUCACUUGACGUGGGGGAGAUAGGUCACAAGAGACCACGCCAAUCACUAAGUCCACUAUAUGAACUUCAUUUAUCUCCAGUGCUGUGUUCAAGUGACGUUGUGUGCGACGUGUGACUGGUUAGUGUUUUCGGGACCAGGAGAUCGAGCUUGAAGGACAAUGACAAGAUGGUUAGAGUGGGCAACAAGCGUGGACCCAGACCUGGUCGGCAAGACUUGCAGAAUAGAAACUAACAUGAUUAAUUUAGACUUGGAACAAUCGCCUCGUGUGCCAGAAGGUCAGAAGAAUCGAAUUUUAUUUUCGCUUGCCGACACGCUGAUACUUCAGGGAUUAAAGUUAGUGGAAGCAGUUGGUUAUAACGGGCUGUGUACAAGUUACUAUUGACUCCAUAUGUCACUCGUGUGAGGAGUUACACAUCUCACGGGUCGACAUAGAAAACAAAGUGAAUGGUGGUGGCUGUUUUUCAGUGUGAGUAGCUGUGUUUCGGAGUGAGUAGCGGUGUUUCAAUGUGCGAUACAAAGACGGAAUAGUGAAAGGGUCAACGAUUAAACUAGAGAUGUCACUAUGAAUUUGUUUUUUUUAAAGAGUAUGUCGAUGCUAGAAUCUGGUAGACAAAAGGAACUGAAGCAUCUCAGAACAUUGUCCAGUGAUUUAUUCAUAAACUACGAUUAAUGUGCCACGACCCAAAUAGAACAUUAUCUUGGAUAUGAUCAGUCGUCUCCCGUGUAAUGUCAGAUCAUGUUUCGCAUAGUCAACAGAGAGUCUAAGGACCUCGAUGCAGUUGAGUCUCAGCGCCUAGAACGAAUCCAAGCCGCUCGACGGAUCAAGAGAGUCAAGUCAACCCAAAGUCGACGUUCUUAUUCUGCUGACUCGCGCAAUGACGAGGGGAGAUCCUCGUCUUGUCUACCGAACUGUCUCAGGAGCCAAAGACGUCCAGACAAAGACCGCUUAUAUAGAUCAAGGCAAGAAUCUUCCUGUUCAGAUUUCCCGUCACCAGACUCCAACCCACCUUCUUAUGAUGGCGCAUGUAGGGGCAGAUCACGCUACAACUCAGGAAUAGAGGAAAACACGGCCCUGUUAGUGGACGUGACCAGUUCACAUAUCUCGUCAUUUCCGAAGCUCUCUGAAGAAGACCAUGACGAUGGGAUGGGACCACCCGGGAACGAGUAUGACUGCAGCUGUGAGCGCGUCGUGAUCAACGUCAGCGGCCUGCGCUUCGAGACCCAGCUCAAGACGCUGAACCAGUUCCCCGACACGCUCCUCGGGAACCCUUCGAAAAGGAACCGCUACUACGACCCGCUGCGCAACGAGUACUUCUUCGACAGGAACAGGCCCAGCUUCGACGCCAUCCUCUACUUCUACCAGAGCGGCGGGCGGUUGCGGCGCCCCGUCAACGUCCCCUUGGACGUAUUUUCCGAGGAGAUCAAGUUCUACGAGCUAGGAGAGAGCGCCUUCGAGCGAUACCGCGAAGAUGAAGGCUUUAUCAAGGAAGAAGAGAAGCCUUUGCCCCAGAACGAAUUCCAAAGACGAGUGUGGCUUUUGUUCGAGUACCCUGAAAGCUCCGCGGCUGCCAGGUUGUGUGCCAUCUUCUCAGUAGUUAUUAUUCUAUUGUCCAUUGUUAUAUUCUGCUUAGAGACCCUGCCACAGUUUAAGCACUACAGGGUCAUCAACGCUACGGUCAACGAUUCCAAGGAGUCCAUUGAGGAGGAUGAUAUUCCAAAGUUCAACGAGCCAUUCUUCAUCAUUGAAACGUGUUGUAUUAUAUGGUUCACCUUUGAACUUCUGGUUCGGUUCGCUUCCUGCCCAGAGAAGCUGGGCUUCUUCAAGAACAUCAUGAACUGUAUCGACAUCGUGGCCAUCAUUCCAUACUUCAUCACGCUGGGGACGGUCGUAGCUGACCAGAGCAAGAGCAAUAAUCAAGCCAUGUCUCUGGCUAUCCUCAGGGUCAUCCGACUCGUUCGGGUCUUCAGGAUAUUCAAACUUUCCAGACACUCCAAAGGUCUUCAGAUACUGGGUCAAACCCUUAAGGCCAGUAUGCGAGAGCUCGGCCUCCUGAUCUUCUUCCUCUUCAUCGGCGUCAUCCUGUUUUCCAGCGCAGUCUACUUCGCCGAAGCCGACGCUGACCAGACUCAUUUCAAAAGUAUUCCUGACGCUUUUUGGUGGGCGGUGGUCACCAUGACAACUGUAGGCUAUGGAGACAUGAUGCCGAUAGGAGUCUGGGGAAAAUUAGUAGGGUCACUCUGCGCUAUAGCCGGUGUGCUGACCAUCGCUCUUCCAGUCCCUGUGAUCGUUUCUAACUUCAAUUACUUUUACCACCGCGAAGGUGAAAACACGGACAAGGGUCAGUACAAGCACGUCCAGUCCUGCUCAAAUUAUCCAGAGAAGAAAGAUUCGCUUGAUUCGGAAUGUGGGUCAGACAUAAUGGAAAUGGAAGAAGGCAACCACAGCUCUCUAUUGACUGACAAGGUGACAGAAAAUCACGCAAUCAAGCCCAACAACCCAGGUGUUGAUUACGGCCUGGAGACUGAUGUAUGAUAUACCGCACAUCUGGGGUAUGGUUGACUCAUAGAUUUAUCUAAUUCUCCCCCCGGAUCGUUUCGCUCCUUCCUACAAGACAUCACAAACAAUAGCAACACAACAAUGCACUUUAUCCCCCAACUGGAAAACCAAAUCGCAGUGGUUCGUACUGCUAGUGGUUCGCACUGCUUUUUGGUACUGCUCAUGUUCCGAAACCAACUGUCAGUUCGGACGAAAUGAUUCUCAAACGGUCGCACAGAGCACCGAUAUGUUUGUGAAAGUACCACCUAAACCCGAAUCACGUUUUCUUUGGGUUUAACUGGGUUUUUUUUUUCUUCUUCUUCUUCCUUUUUAUACUUCUUCGGACUUUUAUAAUAUAGCAUAUACUUUUUAAUCUUAUAUAGACUUGCCCAAAAAUAACCACUCUAGUUGACUACCUAAGCAUUCUAUUUGCAUGCAUUUCUAUACCUUCAUUGACGUGGUCUUCACACACUCUUGUAAAUAUAUUCGUUAAUUUAUCAGUUUUAUUUUUGACUUACCACUGACACUCGUGAUGGAUAUCACACUCACGAUUUUCACAAUUUUUUUUCCCGCCAAUUCAAAAACAAAACAUCGAAAUUUCAGUCAAGUGAUUCAUGUAAAGUGAUUCGCUUUUUUUUCUGAUUAAUUUGAACUUAUGAAUAGAACAAAAGACUACCGUGAUAGAGUUCUAUGUUACAUGCUCUAUGUUACUAUUUAUUUGUAACAUUUGUAUAUUGAUAGGUGGCAAAAAUUUUCAUAAAAUAGCAACACAAUUUAUUUUUUCAUAUGUCCGAAUAUGGAAAUAAUAACUUUUUUUUUUACCAGCAUUAGCGUAUUUGCUUUAAAAUAUUUCUAUGAUAUUUGUAAUAUUUUAAAUAAUUUAAACUAACAUUUUUUACCAGUAUACCUGUGAAAGGAAAAAAAAUAUUAAUGGACGUUUUGUUCUCUCCAUUUUUAUUUAGAAAUAUUUCACACACACAAAAAAACCAACAUAAAAAGCCGAAUUAUUUAUGUUCUUAUGAAAAGGUAUUUAUUUAUUCUGAACAUUUUCCAAUGUCCCGAGUGAGAUUACUUUGUUAAGGCUAGAAUACCGGCUGUCCAAAUGUCCAUAUAUCUAAUUUUAUAAGCGAAACAAACAAUCUUGAAGCAGCAACAACAAGUAGUACAUAGUUAAAUAAUUGUUGCUUAUUUAACUGACACGAAACUCCAAGAUACAUUUGUCAAAUUCUUUUGGCAUUUAAAAAAAACAAACAACUAUGCACAAUAUUUUUAUCAUGUAUUGUUCCUAUUUUUUUUUUAUCUUCAAACAAAUAUAUAAUGCAGAUUGUACACAGAUGCUGUACAAUACCAACAUACAUAAACACACACAUUUAAAAAAAUAUAUAUAUUUUAAAUCAUAUUUUAAUGUCAUAAAUUUGGACAAUUCUGUGAUGACAUUACUGCAUGCGACAUUAGUUAUGUCACGUUUAGGUCUAGUUAAGUCUGUUGUUCGUUAAAACUCUGGCCAUUGUCAAACCCCAAUUUACCAGAUCUGCAUUUUAUUUUCUCAUUUCUAUUAAUUUUUUCUAUAAAGUACUGUGUCGGCCAUUAGCCAGGGGUUUACCUUCAUUUAGUUUGAUAUUUCAUCGUAUUAACUCAACACAUCUAAGGUGAUAGUCUAUGUGAAUAUAUUUCGGUUUUCAAAAUUACAUUGUCUAGGAUAUGACAAGUUUUGAAAGUGCAUUAGAGUGCCCCUCCCAUUUGUUUUGUUCAAUUUUGGCCUACUGGACAGUUUCGUCAUUUACAUAGUUUUCCUCAAUUUUAGCAUUUUUUGUUUACCUUAUGCAUUGAAUGCUAGUUGCUCAGAAGCCUGGCUAAAUCAGAAAGACGAAGUCCUUAAUGUUCGUUCAUUGAUACAUUAGAAAGUGGAGGAUUCAAGUUUCUUCGUUAUUCCAACAAGAAAUAUUCAUCUUCUGACCCCAUUUUGUUUCAAGCGUCCAAUCAGGGAAUAACCAUCGAUCUACACGCAGACGAUGCCUGCCAUCGUUAUCAGCAUCUAACACGCCAGUGAUCUAGCUGUUAUUGCUGGAUCGUCCUUUUUGGACUUGCAUCUCAGCAACUGGGGCAGCCCAGAGGUAGCAACUGGGGCAGCCCAGAGGUAGCACCUGGGGCAGCCCAGAGGUAGCAUCUGGGGAAGCCCAGAGGUAGCAUCUCGACCGUCCUCCUUCAGUAAUGACAGCACAGGAGACAUCUCGCAGUUCGUCCUGCACAAUACAGUAGCAACAUCUCCUAACUUUCUGGCGGAAACAUCAGCAGACGUGGCGAAGAUUAAUUGGUCAUACUUCUGCUUCCUGUCAUUGCAAACAGCGAUUCUGAGUUUCAGUCUCAAAAUAAAAAGCUCAAUGCAAAACAAAACAAAAUCGAUGCAGAAAUGGAGAAACCAACAAGUGGCUCUUGGUUCAAGAAGUCAUUUAAGUAAUCAGGACUCAAAAGAUCUUCACAAUCUUGAGAACUACACCAACUCUAGGCAAUGUUGUUGUUUUUUUACUUUAUUGUUAUAAAUUAUAAUCUUUGAUAUGAUUCUUUUUAUAAAGAGAUCUAGAUCUAAUUGAUAAAAUUAGUCCUCAGCUGAUGCACCGGAUGCUGUGUAUAAUUUAUUACAAAGUGAAAUUUUUGUCUAACUGAAGAACUUAUUUUAAAAAAUGGUCACAACCUGGUUAAAUUGGCUGUUACUAGUUUCCCCCUUUAUAAAAAGAACAUGUUGAUUUACAUUUUCUGUAUAUGUUUAGAUUAUAGUUGGCCUAUGAGUUUAUGUUUAUACCCAGUAUUUUUCCUUUUUACGGACUUCACCUAAGCAAACAUAAUGUAAUGUUGAUGCUAUGCUAUAAAGUUAUUUUUCUCUCCCCUGCCAACUUUAAAAACAUUGUUUCACGAAAAAAGAAGCACAUGGUGACCAAGCUCGGAUCAGCCUGUACCACUUCUUUGCCUUUGCAUUGAUUCAAACCAAUAUCUUUUACCAUGGGUUACACCUUAGACUGCUUCAGCCUUCUUAAUAAGCUGCAGUCGCAGGGUGGUACCUUAUAGCCUCGUUGUCAAGGUGUUUUUUUUCUUUUACACCCAUUUGCCCUGUUGUUCUGACGUCAGAUUCAGAAGGGCACAGCUCUGUUGCACCCAGCGACACCUGGCGAGUGUAGAAUAAUUACCUUACACGAGAGUCAUAAAAUUGUUUAAUUGGCAUGAAAGCCUACUGGGUAGAGACAUAAAUAAAUAAAUAUGCUCAAACUCUUACUUUCAUAUAAGCACAAUUGAAAUUUAAAAAUUACAUUUUUGUUUCUUUUAUUUUUCAACUUCAAUCGUCUCUUUUUAAGGAAUGUCUAUAAUUUAUGAAAAAGCGUAAAAAGUAAUGUAUAUUAGACAGGAAUUUUUUAUUUAUUUUUUGUUCGUUUGUAUUUUGAUAAGUUAGUGAUUGUGAAUCGAAUGUAUCGAUUGGAAGACACCUUGUCAAGAAAGAAAAGAAAAUGUAUUUAUGAAAAUAAAACUAAUUAGAAAUAUUUCUCUUUAUAAGAAAAAAUGCUUUUCAUAUGGAGAUGUCUAUACACUAUGGACAAAUUACAUGAGCUCCAUAUGGCAAUGUUACCUAUAAAUCUAAUGAUACAAUUCAGAUGGGGAAGCAUCCUUAUUGGUUCCAAACAAUGCUUGCAGCUAUGUUCAACACAUGUGAGGGAUACCAGUUGUUCUUUGCUUCACCAGGGGCCCCAAUUCUCAGAAGAAUAAUUCAUGCUGUAGCUAAAUGGGGCCCAGUGAAAUAGCCGAAUGCACAGAAAUGCUUUCAGAAAACAUGAUACAUAAAUCUCUCCCCUGAUUGUUGACUCUGUUGCAUGUUAUGUCUGAUACAAUGUUAGGCAUUGGCAAAACAAGUACCGGUAUAAAUAAUCUCUAUAAAGAUCUAAAAUUUGCUUCAGUUCUUUGAAAAAAAAAAAUCUUCCAUUUAAAAAUAUAUAUAUAUAAUAUUAUGGAAACAAAUUAGUCUGUUUUAUUAUGCUGUUGAUUUUAAUAGUGUUAUACAGAAGUUAUUUGUUAAAAUAACAAGUAGAUGUAAACAAUGCACAUACACUAUGUGGUACCUGACAGCUGUUUGUGAUUUUUUUUUUUUGGUUGAAUACCAUAAUGAAAGACUAGGUCUACAAUCUACUGGAUUCUGUCCCCUGACAUUUGUUUGUGGUGUUCAAGUGAUGCAAACUUACUGAGCUGUUAAUGCAUUUAUGUGAUAACUAGAAAUGGUUAGCCUUGAAGUAAUUGUGACUCUUUAUUUUGUAUAUGUUGACUUUUACUAUGUUAAUUCAUCAUGUUGCUUUUAAAGUGUGUGAUGGCGCUUUUGUGUACACUAGGAAUGCUGGGAACUAUGAAAUGCUAUACUGACUUUAUUAUUAUAUUGAAUCUUUUUUUUUUUUUUGGGGUAGAUUUUAUUUACAAUUGUUACAAACUAAAUAUUCUUUUUUUUUUAAUUUGAAUAUAAUUUUUAGUAAACUUUUAUGAACUAGAGAAAUUUGUUGGGACUUGUUUGGACAAGAAAAAUAUGCUGGAGCUUUUCCAUGGAAACAUAUUGGGACAAAAGAAGAAGAGACUGAUGUUGGGCUACUCACUGGAUACUAUCUACUGAGAUUGCUUCUAGCUGUAUGAUCAAAAUAUGUCAGCAUUUGUAAAUGUGUACAGUACAUUGUUGCGUACAAACAAAGAAUGAAGUCUGUGUGUACAGUACAUUGUUGCGUACAAACAAAGAAUGAAGUCUGUGUGUACAGUACAUUGUUGCGUACAAACAAAGAAUGAAGUCUGUGUGUACAGUACAUUGUUGCGUACAAAGAAUGAGGUCUCUGUGUACAUACAAAUCAUGUCUUUCAAUCACAAAGUGUUUUAGAACCAAUGUUUGAUUUUAAAUCUUCAUUCUAGUAAGACUCAUUUUCAAAGAUAUAUUUCAAUUUUGUAUUCUAGAUUGCUAUUUAUUUAAAAAAACAAAAACAAACUUGGUUCUUUUUUUUCUUCUUCUAAUAUGAAUAUUAUAUGUCUUUAUUUAAACAAUAAGUAUUUGAUAUGUUUUUGUAGAUUUGUAUAGGUCCUUGACUAACAAGCAUAUUGUUAAUGUACAUAUGUCAGUGUUUGUACGAACCACAUCAUCUGUGUUAACCUUUUUAGUCUAGCAAGUGGCAGCAAGUCCUCUGCUUACAUUAGAUCAUAGAAAGUAGAGCAGGAACCAGAUAGCACACUGCAGUGUAACCUUGAUGUAUAUACAAAUAUAAGUGACUUAUAAAUAUUGCUUUGCUUUCCUUUGUUGAAGACAGAAAAAAAUCUUUCUAGCAGGGGAAACAAAAUUAAGAUUUAUUUAUUACAUGACGACAACAAACAGUGUUUUUGCUUCUUAAAAUUAUUGCUGUUUUGUUUCUUUUCUUUUCUUUUAUUGAUUUUUUUUUUCAAAGUAGACUCCUUGUUGGAUAUGAGUGUUUGAAAUUUUAUGGAAUAUAAAUGUUGAUAACAAAAAUCUCAACUUCCAAUAAUUAGUUGCUGACUUUGGACAUGUUUGUGUUGGUGAAGAAAAUGGAAUGCAUGCAUGACAUACUAUUGUACUUAAAUUAUAUAUAUAUAUAGAUAAAUACAUCUAUACAUAGCCCACAUAUUGGCUGUAGUUAGGAAAAAAACAACAAAGUAGUUAGAACAUUUGACUUAUUUAUCUUUUUGACAUUUCCAGUUCCACAAUCCUUUUUGCUAUUUAGCCGAAAAUAACUACUUCACCUCAGCUCUUGUAUUGUAGUUUAGUAAUGGCAUUUCAAAUUAAACCAUUCAAUAGCCUCGUCUCUUCUCUCUCAUGCCAUCACUAUGCAUAUGUGUUUAUGUUUUAUCUAAGUUUAAGCGAAACAUUCUUUAUGUUCAUUUUAAAUUUAGCAAUUUAGUAGGUUUAGAUAAGUAAAUAUUCUAACUUGAAGUCAGCACAUAGUAAAAAAAAUUUUAAUUCAACUUUACAUAAUAAAAUGUUCUUACUUUAAGUCAACAUGUAGAAUAAUGUUCUUACCGGUACUUCAAGUCAUCAGGUAAUUUUUGUUUUCUUACUUUAAGUCAAUAUUUUUUAAAAGUCAACAAAUAGUAAAAUGUUCUUUAAGACAGGGUAUGCUUUCACUCUUAUGCAUUUGUUGUUCACUAUUCAUGUUACACCAUGCUCUAAUAUUUUCUAGCAUAAUUUGUUUGCAUCACCUAUUUCUGACUAUGCUGCUUUAACACCUAAUUUGUUUGUCUUUUUUUAUAUUUCUAUCUUAUAAAUUAUAAAUAAUAGAAUGUGAUAAGACUACCAGUUUAUAGCAUAAUAAGUCUAGUGCCAGCAAAAGCAGGCAGAUAGCAUGUAAUGCAAAAGACAGUAGUUUCACUUGCAAAUAAGGAGCAGAUUGUCAAUGAUACAUAAAGAAUUCUUUGCACUCACAGAAAAACACUUUCCUACUGUAGAUCAUUCUUUUUUUUUUUUUAACAGCUUCUUUUUAAAAAUUAAAAGAAAAAUUCUGGAACAAAUUUAUUAAGCACUGUGCCGAUUAGUAGGAAUCAAUAAAUCUUCACUUCUGCAUAUAUACAAUUGUUUGUCCAAUUGUUUGGCUACCUCCUGACUUGUUUUACUUUUUAUCCACAUUGUUACCAAACUGGAGUUUAGAUAACUGUUUGUUACAAACAUGGCUUUACAUUAUUCUAUGUGAUUUACCUCAUUGACUAUUUACUUUUGCUCUUGUUUCUAUUUUUAGUAACUUUUUGUGAAUUUUUUUUCUUAAAUUACAAUUUACAGUGUAUAAAUAAAUAUACACUACAACAUAUGAGACUGUGAAAAAAAAAUUGCAUAAAUUUGAUUUUGAAAAACAUGAAAAAUACUAUCUAAUGAAACUUAUUUUUUAGACGUGUGUAGAUUUUACUAAAUAAUCAUUUACAUUCAGAAUAGUGGUAGAGUAGUGCAAAUUUAGAUAUUACUAUUUUUUGUUAACUGUUAAACUUCACCAGUGAUACACAACUAUUUAGAUUAGCCUUUUAAUAUUUUUUUUAAGAAUCUUAUCUUCUGUUUUUUUGUUAAAUCUUCUUGUGUUGUCAUUCUGCCAUAAUGUAAUUAUGUUGUGUGAUCUUCAUAUUUUCUUUUGUAAACAGACCUGGCCAAAGUAUUUUUUACCUAAGUUGUGUGCAAUAGUUUCUAUGAUCACAUUUAUCACUUUACAAGUAUUGAUCAAUGACACUAAACUGCUUACAAUUUGUUUGCUCCCAACUGAAAUAUUAAACUUUUUUUCAUAUGUAUAUAGACACAUUUUUUUUUUAUUAGCAAGCAACAUUUUUUCCAUUGAAAAGAAAAAAAAUAUUUAAUUUCAUUUUACAGGAAACAGCUGUAUAUAUAUUUUAGCAAACUAUACAAGAAAUAUGAUUGAUUUCUUUCUCUAUUUCUAGUAACCUUUUCAAUAAUGCAUAACUAGAUUUGAAAUCCAUUUUUUAUGUAGGUCAGUUAACACAUAUUUUGAUUCAUGGAUGAAAUAUGUUUUUAAUGCUUCCUUCACUGUUCUUUUUUUUUUUACUCAUUUAAAAUACUGGAUGAAGUUAAUGCCGUUGGUCAAUGUAAUAAAUCAAGUUGUUAUACAUGAAUUGUUACAUGUAGAUAGCUAGCCUCGAAUUACCAUCUUUUAUUAUUGUGCCAAUAGUUCUAUUGUAUGAUGCAUUAGGAUAGAGUAUUGCAUCCAUGUAUUUAAUUGGUGACCUAGUAGCUAUUGCUAGCAGAAUCAUUGAUGAUUGUGAAUGAUCUAGUGUUUUAAUCAAGCCAUCUGAUUGAUCAAGUUGAUAAGAAAGAUGCUUGUUUUUAUUGCUUCUUUCUUCUUUAUAGACUACAUAAAACAAAAACAAAUUCUGAUUUUUUAAAAUGCAUUUGAAAACUUUUAGAUCUCCAUCAAAAAGUGGGUAAAAUUUUAUUUAACAAGUAAGUCAGCCUAUAAUUUUUAGUUCUUAUUAGCAUUUUUGUUUCAAUUUAUAAGUAUUAGAAUUUUAAUUCAUUACAUUUGCCUAACAGACUUGGCUUUUAUAAUUUUGAAAACUAAAAUGUUCAGAAAAAAAACAAACUAAUACAAAUAUUGGCUCAAAAAAAAAAAAAAUUUACUACUUGAUGAGUUUAAAAUAUUUAUUGAUUUAUAUAUUUUUAAUUCCAUACUAAUAGAGAAUUAUAUUCAAAUUUCUUUAACAUAAAAAAAGAAUGCAGCUAAAGUUUUUUAUGGAUCAUAUUUAGUUAAUUUUUACCAUAGUGUGGUUUUAUUUCAAAACUAAUUUGAAGAAUGGGUUGCUUUCUGGAUAACUGGUAAUUUAUUUUGAAUGAAAUAGUAUGAAUAUUCAAUUAAUUUUUCUAUUCUUUUUUUUUUUUUUUUUUUUUAAAGUUCUGUAAGUGAAUAUGUUUCUUACAAUUUCUACUGUACCUGCAGGAACUUGAUGGCAUUGUUACCCACUGAGGUGUGACUGUUUAACUUUGACUGUUACUAUCACUUUGCUAGUUAAUCCAUGUAUAUACUUUUACUUGUUAUAAUAAUUGAUACUGUAAUAUAAAACUUAAGCACCCUAAGCUAUUACUACAUUUACUCCACUAAUUCUAUCAUGAUGGUGUACGACUUUUUACAAACUUAAAUACAUUUUUUUUUUGGUUU
Molecule: messenger RNA, 11586 nt
Organism: Biomphalaria glabrata
Lineage: Eukaryota; Metazoa; Mollusca; Gastropoda; Planorbidae
Product: potassium voltage-gated channel subfamily A member 1-like
Exons: 5
Coding region: 1121-2917 (598 amino acids)
Biological process (GO): potassium ion transmembrane transport; protein homooligomerization
Cellular component (GO): membrane; voltage-gated potassium channel complex
Molecular function (GO): protein binding; delayed rectifier potassium channel activity
Source: RefSeq, a predicted model, not a curated record